CAGUCAUCAUCACCAAUGCGCGCAGAACAGAACACAACUACCCUUCCCUUAAUUGUUCUCUCCACUAGAGCCUACCUGCCUAACCCUCAACUACCAUGCUAGGACUUAAUGGCUUGCUCCUUCCCCGCCAGCACCACCUUCUGCGCCGCCGCCUCCUCUACAUUCACCACGGUUUCUCCACCACUACAUCGCCGUCGCUUCACCUUCCACUAUGUCAUCCCAGCUAUCUUGUUUGGUCCGCCAACACAUCCCUCGGGAAAACCCUAGUUUCCACCGGUAUCGCCUCCUCAUUUCUCCUCUCCUCAUCGGCCAGGAAAUUCUUUUACAUCAAACCUGUCCAAACCGGCUUCCCCUCCGACUCUGACUCUCGCUUUCUGUUCUCCAAACUCUCAUCCCUCUCCCUCCGUCACAAUACUGCCCUCUCUCUUUCCAAUACCGUCCUCAAAACCUCCAUGUCCGCAGCUGAAUCUCUCCUCGCUGACGGAAAGGAGCGCAGCUCAGGGAUUUGCGAUUUGAAUUUUUACGAGGAGAGGCGCCUCUCGGGGGCAACGUCGGAGCUGGUCUGCAAGACGCUGUACGCAUGGAAGGAGGCAGUGUCGCCGCAUUUGGCUGCGGAGAGGGAGGAUGCGAUGGUGGGGGAUUCUGCUGUGGCUGCGAUGCUGGAAAGCUGCUUGAGAGAAGGAAUGGUGAGUGGAAAUCAAGACGAAGGAAGAGAGGUUUUGUGCGUCGUGGAGACUGCUGGCGGGGUUGCAAGUCCAGGUCCCUCUGGAACUCUUCAAUGUGAUUUAUAUCGGCCUUUCCGGCUACCCGGCGUUCUUGUUGGUGAUGGAAAACUUGGUGGCAUAUCUGGAACCAUUUCGGCUUAUGAGAGCUUAAAGCUUCGAGGGUAUGACGUUGUUGCUGUUGUUUUUGAAGAUCAUGGCCUUAGUAACGAGAGGCCACUAAUGUCAUAUUUGCGAAAUAGAGUGCCGGUGCUUGUGCUUCCACAUGUUCCAGAGGAUCCCUCAGAUGACCUGUCCGAAUGGUUUGGUGAAUCUCGCAAUGUAUUUAAAUCGUUAGAAGAGAUCAUGCUAUCAGCUUAUUCAGAAAGAAUAGGAAGAUUACGUGAAGUGCCAAAGCGGGCAGGACAGGUGUUUUGGUGGCCGUUUACCCAGCACACUCUUGUACCAGAAGAAACUGUUACAGUAAUAGAUUCGCGUUGUGGUGAAAAUUUUGCAGUCUAUAAGGUUCAAAGUAAUUCCAUGGUUCAAGUAUUUGAUGCAUGUGCAAGUUGGUGGACUCAAGGACCAGAUUAUGCAUUACAGAUUGAGCUCGCAAGAGAAAUGGGUUAUACUGCUGCAAGAUUUGGGCACGUUAUGUUCCCUGAGAAUGCCUAUGAACCAGCUCUAAAAUGUGCAGAGCUUUUGCUUGAGGGUGUUGGGAAAGGUUGGGCUUCUCGGGUAUACUUUUCAGAUAAUGGAUCUACAGCAAUUGAAGUUGCUCUAAAGAUGGCAUUUCGGAAAUUUUCUUCUGACCAUGGAAUCCUGUCAGAUAUUCAUAAGAACGAGAACAGAGAGGAAAAAUGUAUUGAGCUAAAGGUCUUAGCUCUUAAAGGAUCUUAUCAUGGUGACACUUUGGGUGCUAUGGAAGCACAAGCGCCAUCAUGUUAUACUGGAUUUCUCCAGCAGCCAUGGUAUACUGGAAGAGGUCUCUUUCUGGAUCCACCUACAGUCUUAAUGUGCAAUGGGAUAUGGACUCUUUCGGUACCUGAAAGUUUAAAAUCUGAAAAUAUAUUCCUUACAGAUAAGACCUUUGGCACCCAGGCUGAGAUUUUUGACAAGAGCAGGGACAAAUCUGAUGUUGCCAAAAGUUAUUCCUCGUAUAUAUUGCAGCAAUUACUUCAAUACUCUGGGUCAAGAGGAUUCAACCAUAUUGGGGCAGUGAUCAUAGAACCAGUUAUACAAGGAGCCGGGGGAAUGCAUAUGAUUGAUCCGCUGUUUCAGCGGGUACUUGUCAGUGAGUGUCGAAGUCGAAGAAUUCCAGUUAUAUUUGAUGAAGUUUUUACUGGUUUCUGGCGCUUGGGAGUAGAGACUGCUGCCGAACUACUUGGUUGUCUGCCAGAUAUAGCGUGCUUUGCUAAGCUGAUGACUGGUGGGAUUAUUCCCUUGGCUGCCACUCUUGCCACAGAUGCUGUUUUUGCUUCAUUUACUGGAGACUCAAAGCUCAAAGCUCUGUUGCACGGACACUCCUAUUCAGCACAUGCUAUGGGGUGUGCAGCAGCUGUUAAGUCUAUGAAAUGGUUCAAAGAUCCACGGACAAACCUCAAUAUCAAUUCUGAAGGAAAGUUGCUUAGAGAGUUAUGGGACUUGGAACUGGUGCAGCAGAUUUCAUCACACCCUGCUGUGCAAAGAGUGGUUGCACUAGGAACUAUAUGUGCCAUAGAACUACGAGCCGAUGGUUGUAAUGCGGGGUAUGCAUCAUUAUAUGCGACAUCACUUGUUCAAGUUCUCCGUGAAGAUGGUAUUUACAUGAGGCCUUUGGGUAAUGUCAUCUAUCUCCUCUGCGGACCCUGUACGCCUCCUGAGAUCUGCAGGCAGCAGCUUGUUAAAGUCUAUGAAAGAGUAAAGGAGUUCAACCAAGAGUCGGAGAAAUUGAGAUCAUGCCAGUUGUGAAAAUCAGCUGUUGUUUCUCCUCUCCUAUGGCUGCCGAGCCCUUGCUGAGGAGUUAUGACGACCAGAAAUUAACAAGCAUUCAGUACUGUUUCCAAUGCAGUAAUGCUCAUUAUUUCAUCAGAUCUCAUUUGUGGAUAGAUCUUAACAUAAAACCUUUUGAAUCUAGUAUUUAUAUAAAUCCUGAUCCAGACUGCAUGGAGUAUAUAUUCAUUUUCUUGGUGCCAGUUCAAUUUAAAAGAUUCCUUUGUAAAGGAAUUCCAUUUGAAACAUACACUCCGGUUUGAUCAUAAACCAAGAAGUUUUUUGUUUUGUCCCGGUUCAGCCGUCCGCUUUAUAUAUUUGAUUUAGUUUAAUGCCAUUGAAUAAUGUAACUUUUUUCUUCUUUUACGUACGAAGACAGACUUAAUAUAUUAGUAGUUCAUGAGAUGUAA
Messenger RNA from Carica papaya (papaya), 3082 nucleotides. RefSeq names its product adenosylmethionine-8-amino-7-oxononanoate transaminase (gene BIO1). Lineage: Eukaryota; Viridiplantae; Streptophyta; Magnoliopsida; Brassicales; Caricaceae. Gene Ontology annotation, molecular function: dethiobiotin synthase activity; S-adenosyl-L-methionine:8-amino-7-oxononanoate transaminase activity; pyridoxal phosphate binding. Gene Ontology annotation, biological process: biotin biosynthetic process. Gene Ontology annotation, cellular component: mitochondrion. The record is from RefSeq and is a predicted model, not a curated record.